Messenger RNA from Drosophila takahashii, 1516 nucleotides. Its product is annotated as methylthioribose-1-phosphate isomerase. The record is from RefSeq and is a predicted model, not a curated record. Lineage: Eukaryota; Metazoa; Arthropoda; Insecta; Diptera; Drosophilidae. Gene Ontology annotation, molecular function: S-methyl-5-thioribose-1-phosphate isomerase activity.
CACACUCGCCGCAACCGCAUUCGGAAAUCAAGAGUAUAAAUAAACCUAGUUGGAAAAACGUGCGCGUGUUGAUUUGAUGCGAUAACAGCGAUAAUUCCCGUGUCCCGAAAUUCCGAUCCCCAGAAGCUGCAGAACCCACUUGGCCUUCGGUGUCUCAUCGUCUCAUCGGUUACAGGACAGGAUAAAAGCCCAGAAAGAUGAGCCUGCAGUCGAUCAAAUACUCGCGGGGCAGCCUGGAGAUCCUCGACCAGCUGCUGCUGCCGGGACAAUCCAAAUACCUGGUGGUUCGCGGCGUGGAGGAUGGCUGGAAGGUCAUCAACAAAAUGCAGGUGCGAGGUGCUCCCGCCAUCGCCAUCGUGGGCUGUCUCUCCCUGGCCGUGGAAAUCAAUCCGGAGGAGUUUGGCAGCAAGAAAUCGCUGCGGCAGGAGAUCGAGGGCAAGCUCAACUACCUGGUUUCCGCUCGACCCACGGCAGUCAACAUGAAGAUUGCCGCCGACGAGCUCAUCACCCUGGCCAAUGAUCUAGACAAGGAUGAUACGGUUGACCUGGCCGAAAUGAAGCAAAGAUUCCUGAGUGCCACCGAGGCGAUGCUGAAGAAAGACAUUGCCGACAACCGCGCUAUUGGAGCACAUGGCGCCAAGGCGAUUCUGCAGGGCGUGUCGGAGUCGGGUGGAGCUCCGCCGGGAUCUUCGGGCGCCGUCCGGGUGCUGACCCACUGCAACACGGGCUCCCUGGCCACCGCCGGCUACGGAACUGCGCUGGGAGUGGUCCGUCAGCUGGGCGAGCUGGGAAAGCUGGAGCACGUUUACUGCACAGAGACCCGUCCGUAUAACCAGGGAGCCCGCCUCACAGCCUACGAACUGGUCCACGAGAAAUUCCCCGCCACUCUGGUUUUGGACAGCAUGGUGGCCGCUCUGCUGCGGGCCAAGAAUGUGGCCGCCGUGGUGGUGGGAGCAGAUCGGGUGGCUUCCAAUGGCGACACGGCGAACAAGAUUGGCACCUACCAGAUCGCCGUAGUGGCCAAGCACCACGGCGUGCCCUUCUACGUGGCCGCCCCGCUGACCUCCAUCGACCUGGAAAUCCCCAGUGGCGACCACAUCAUCAUCGAGGAGCGACCCGACCGGGAAAUGACCCACGUGGGCGAGCACCGCAUUGCUGCGCCGGGCAUCAACUGCUGGAAUCCCGCCUUUGAUGUGACCCCCGCCUCGCUGAUCACCGGGAUCAUCACAGAACGCGGCGUCUUCAAGCCGGCGGAACUGAAAGAGGCCAUCGCCAAGCUGCUCGAGUCGUAACAGGCGCGCAGGAAUAGUUGUUUACGAAUGCACUCCAUACCAAUAGCCCCAAAAAAUCGCAAAAAAACAGAAAACAAGAGCACUCACGCGCGCGCUCGGAAUAGGCAUUUUGCCAGCUGAGCUUUGUAUACAAAAAGGUGUUCCCCCGUGCCAAGCAGAUGUGGGUCGAUCCGCUGGGGAGCACACACAACGCACAAUAUACCUCCUACAUAUGUAGCCCCAUU